Varanus komodoensis (Komodo dragon) is the source of this 3252-nucleotide messenger RNA. It is a transcript of the gene ROR1, whose product is annotated as receptor tyrosine kinase like orphan receptor 1. Gene Ontology annotation, biological process: cell surface receptor protein tyrosine kinase signaling pathway; protein phosphorylation; positive regulation of canonical NF-kappaB signal transduction. Gene Ontology annotation, cellular component: signaling receptor complex. The transcript has 8 exons. The record is from RefSeq and is a predicted model, not a curated record. NCBI's taxonomy places the organism in Eukaryota, Metazoa, Chordata, Lepidosauria, Squamata, Varanidae. Gene Ontology annotation, molecular function: ATP binding; protein binding; protein kinase activity. Bases 1 to 2985 code for a protein of 994 amino acids.
AUGGAGGCAGAUGUAGAGAUGUCCCCGCCUAGGAGCCGAAGGAGUCGCUCAGUGGAACAGCGAUCCGAGGGAUGGCACCGCACCUACUAUCCAUCGUGGGGCGAACCACACACUGUCGGGUACUAUCCCGUACCUAGGGGUCGGUCUUCACCACCUUCCCGUGACCGUCCACUGUCCUCGGGUCCGAGAUACGCAUCCUCGAUACCUCCUCGGGAUGAAAGUAGCCGGUCCGUCUCUCCAAUGGAGUCCUCGUCUUCAGUCCCUCCAUAUUAUGGUGCAGACUCCGACAACUCGGAGGUCAAUUCAACCUCUCCAGACAUCGCUGUGACCUCCCAGGAUUAUUUCCUGAUGCUUGAUGAGCCUAUGAACAAUAUCACGACUACUCUUGGCCAGACAGCAGAACUGCAUUGUAAAGUUUCUGGUAACCCUUCUCCCACUGUUCGUUGGCUGAAAAAUGAUGCUCCUGUUGUGCAAGAACCCAGAAGGAUAUCUUUCCGGGCAACAAGCUAUGGCUCUCGACUACGAAUAAGGAACCUUGAUACUACAGACACCGGCUACUUUCAGUGUGUAGCAACAAAUGGCAGGAAGACUGUUUCUACAACUGGAGUACUGUUCGUGAAAUUUGGUCCUCCACCAACAGCAAGUCCAGGCACAUCUGAUGAAUAUGAAGAAGAUGGAUUUUGUCAGCCAUACAGAGGAAUAGCAUGUGCAAGGUUUAUUGGAAACCGAACCAUUUACAUGGAGUCUCUGCAUAUGCAGGGUGAAAUAGAAAAUCAAAUUACUGCUGCCUUCACUAUGAUAGGAACCUCCAGUCACCUAUCUGAUAAGUGUUCCCAGUUUGCUAUUCCUUCCCUGUGCCAUUAUGCAUUUCCAUACUGUGAUGAGACUUCUUCCGUUGCAAAGCCACGGGACCUGUGCCGUGAUGAGUGUGAAAUUCUGGAAAAUGUCCUCUGCCAAACUGAGUAUAUCUUUGCAAGAUCCAAUCCUAUGAUUCUGAUGCGCUUAAAACUGCCUAACUGUGAAGAUCUACCACAGCCUGAUAGUCCUGAGGCUAUAAACUGUAUCCGCAUUGGCAUCCCUAUGGCAGAUCCAAUCAAUAAGAAUCACAAAUGUUACAACAGCACAGGAGGAGACUACCGAGGGACUAUGAGUGUCACAAAAUCCGGUCGGCAGUGCCAACCAUGGAAUUCUCAAUAUCCACACACACACACCUUCACUGCCAUCAGAUAUCCAGAGCUAAAUGGUGGCCAUUCAUACUGCCGUAAUCCAGGGAAUCAGAAAGAAGCUCCAUGGUGCUUCACCUUAGAUGAAAAUUUUAAAUCGGAGCUUUGUGACAUUCCAGCUUGUGACACAAAGGAUUCCAAGGAAAAUAACAAAAUGGAAAUCAUCUAUAUAUUGGUGCCAAGUGUUACAAUUCCCUUGGCUGUCGCCUUACUGUUUUUCUUCAUCUGUAUUUGCCGAAACAACCAGAAGUCGUCUUCUCCUCCAGUACAACGACAACCUAAGCAUGUCAGAGGGCAAAAUGUAGAAAUGUCAAUGCUAAAUGCAUACAAACAGAAGAGCAAAGCUAAAGAACUGCCUCUUUCUGCUGUCCGUUUUAUGGAAGAGUUAGGUGAAUGUGCUUUUGGCAAAAUCUACAAGGGACACCUCUAUCUCCCAGGCAUGGACCAUGCUCAGCUGGUUGCAAUAAAGACUCUAAAGGACUGCAACAAUCCACAACAGUGGGCAGAGUUCCAGCAAGAAGCUUCUUUGAUGGCAGAGUUGCAUCAUCACAACAUUGUUUGCCUUCUUGGGGUUGUGACUCAAGAACAGCCAGUCUGCAUGCUCUUUGAGUACAUGAACCAAGGGGACCUCCAUGAAUUUCUCAUUAUGCGUUCUCCACAUUCAGAUGUUGGGUGUAGCAGCGAUGAGGAUGGUACUGUAAAAUCCAGCUUAGAUCAUGGAGAUUUCCUGCACAUAGCAGUUCAGAUUGCCGCAGGGAUGGAAUACUUAACGAGUCAUUUUUUUGUCCAUAAGGAUCUUGCCGCUCGCAAUAUUUUAAUUGGGGAACAGCUCCAUGUGAAGAUUUCUGAUCUGGGAUUGUCAAGAGAGAUAUACUCAGCAGAUUAUUACAGAGUUCAAAGUAAAUCCCUUUUGCCUAUUCGUUGGAUGCCCCCAGAGGCAAUUUUGUAUGGCAAGUUCUCUUCUGAUUCAGACAUUUGGUCUUUUGGUGUUGUCCUGUGGGAGAUUUUCAGCUUUGGUCUCCAGCCCUACUAUGGAUUUAGCAACCAAGAAGUCAUAGACAUGGUACGAAAACGGCAACUUUUACCAUGUUCUGAAGACUGUCCUCCUAGAAUGUACAGUUUGAUGACAGAAUGCUGGCAUGAGCUACCAUCACGGAGACCAAGAUUUAAAGAUAUUCAUGCCAGGCUGCGCUCUUGGGAGGGGCUGUCAAGUCAUACUAGUUCCACUACGCCUUCUGGUGGAAAUGCUACAACUCAAACAACUUCUCUGAGUGCGAGCCCAGUUAGCAACCUGAGUAAUCCUAGGUACCCAAACUACAUGUUCCCAGCACAGGGUAUACCACAAGGCCAAAUUGCUGGGUUUAUUGGCCCACCAAUACCUCAAAACCAACGUUUUAUUCCUAUUAAUGGAUAUCCAAUUCCUCCUGGAUAUGCUGCUUUCCCAGCUGCCCAUUAUCAGCCUGCAGGUCCAGCACGGGUCAUUCAACACUGUCCUCCACCAAAGAGCCGAUCACCAAGCAGUGCAAGUGGCUCAACUAGCACUGGUCAUGUGACUAGUUUGCCAUCUUCAGGAUCUAAUCAGGAUGCAAAUAUUCCUUUGCUCUCUCAUAUGUCAAUGCCAAAUCAUCCAAGUGCGAUAAGUAUAACUGUUUUUGGAAACAAAACUCAAAAACCCUACAAAAAUGACUCCAAACAAGCAUCUUUAUUAGGAGAUUCCAAUAUCCAUGGACAUAAUGAGACUGUGAUUUCAGCAGAUAUGUAAUUAAAACAGAGCUUUGUAAAUAAAGCUAUUUACAAUGUGGACUAGAAUGUUUUAGAAGAGAUUUAUAUUCAAAUAUUUUAUUAGAGAUUCUUCUGGCUGUAUAAAGAGAUAUCUGCAGUAAGUAUCUUCUGUGAAGUUUAUUUGUGCCUAACAGGAUAAAGAGUUAUGAAAUGGAUUUUUUAAACAGUGCGGUUAACACUAAAUAUCUUGUGAGUACAUCUGUUUUGCAAACAUUAAGGGGGAAAUAUUUGUUUGAUUUUUUUAAAA